AUGGCUGCUCCCAUGGAAGUGGCCGUGUGUACGGACUCGGCUGCCCAGCUGUGGAGCUGCGUGGUGUGGGAGCUGCAUUCGGGCGCCAACCUGCUCACGUACCGCGGCGGCCAGGCCGGACCCCGCGGGCUGGCGCUGCUCAAUGGCGAGUACCUGCUGGCUGCGCAACUAGGCAAGAACUAUAUCAGCGCCUGGGAGCUGCAGCGGAAGGACCAGCUCCAGCAGAAGAUCAUGUGUCCUGGGCCUGUCACCUGUCUGACCACGUCCCCCAAUGGCCUCUAUGUCCUGGCAGGGAUUGCGGAGAGCAUCUACCUGUGGGAGGUCUCCACAGGGAACCUUCUGGUCAUCCUGAGCCGCCACUACCAGGACGUGUCGUGCCUGCAGUUCACGGGGGACAGCAGCCACUUCCUUUCGGGGGGCAAGGACUGCCUGGUGCUAGUGUGGGGCCUGUGCAGUGUGCUGCAGGCAGACCCCUCCAGGACCCCGUCCCCCCGGCACGUCUGGUCUCGCCACACCCUGCCCAUCACGGACCUGCACUGUGGCUUUGGGGGUCCCCUGGCCCGGGUAGCCACCUCCUCCCUGGACCAGACAGUGAAGCUGUGGGAGGUCUCGUCGGGCGAGCUGCUGCUGUCCGUGCUCUUUGACGUGGGCAUCAUGGCCGUGACCAUGGACCUAGCUGAGUACCACGUGUUCUGCGGCGGCAGCGACGGCUCCAUCUUCCAGGUGGAUCUCUGCACCUGGCCUGGGCAGAAAGAGAAGAGCUUCCAGCCGGAGCAGGACAGCGGGAAGGUGUUCAGAGGGCACAGGAACCAGGUGACGUGUCUGUCUGUGUCCACCGACGGCAGCGUGCUGCUCUCGGGCUCCCACGAUGAGACCGUGCGCCUGUGGGACACCCAGAGCAAGCAGUGCAUCAGGACCGUGACCCUCAAAGGCCCCGUGACCAACGCCGCCAUCAUGCUGGCCCCGGUCAGCAUGCUGAGCUCGGACUUCCGGCCGGGCCUGCCCCUGCCGCACUUCAACAGGCACCUGCUGGGCGCUGAGCACGGGGAUGAGCCGCACCACGGGGGCUUCACGCUGCGCCUGGGCCUCCACCAGCAGGGCUCGGAGCCCAGCCACCUGCAGCGGGCAGAAGAGCUACACGCGGUGAUGAGCAGCACGAUGGAGAAGAGCGUCCUGGGUGGCCAGGACCAGCUGCGCGUCCGUGUGGCCGAGCUGGAGGACGAGGUGCGGAACCUGCGCAAAGUCAACCGAGACCUGUUCGACUUCUCCACGCGCGUCAUCACGCGCCCGGCCAAGUGAGCCGCGGGCUGGGAGCGCUCGCCCCGCGAGGGGCCGUGCUCUCCGGGCUCGGCCGCCGUGCUCCGCGGGGCCUUUUGGUGCUGUUCUGUUUUUAACAAAAAGACUAAAAGCC
Molecule: messenger RNA, 1411 nt
Organism: Lontra canadensis (Northern American river otter)
Lineage: Eukaryota; Metazoa; Chordata; Mammalia; Carnivora; Mustelidae
Gene: WDR18
Product: WD repeat domain 18
Exons: 10
Coding region: 1-1299 (432 amino acids)
Biological process (GO): rRNA processing; DNA-templated DNA replication
Cellular component (GO): nuclear pre-replicative complex
Molecular function (GO): protein binding
Source: RefSeq, a predicted model, not a curated record